This is a messenger RNA of Ctenopharyngodon idella (grass carp), 4754 nucleotides long. It is a transcript of the gene otud4, whose product is annotated as OTU deubiquitinase 4. Gene Ontology annotation, molecular function: cysteine-type deubiquitinase activity; K63-linked deubiquitinase activity. The transcript has 20 exons. Gene Ontology annotation, biological process: negative regulation of toll-like receptor signaling pathway; negative regulation of interleukin-1-mediated signaling pathway; protein deubiquitination. The record is from RefSeq and is a predicted model, not a curated record. Bases 288 to 4001 code for a protein of 1237 amino acids. Lineage: Eukaryota; Metazoa; Chordata; Actinopteri; Cypriniformes; Xenocyprididae.
UUUUAUUUUCUCAAUUGUGUCAUAAUGCCUUAAGAAAUUGCACAUUUACCUGCUUUACGCCCUCGUGAUCACCUGGGAUAAAAUAUUUAGCAUCGGACGCGUAUGUUCGUGGAUGCAACUGAACUAAACAGUUGCAACUUUACUUUGCACUGAAAUCAAAAGCGAAUCCAGUAAAUCCAGUCCAUCAGGAGCAUUCACGAGAGCUUGCUGGGGUGCAGGGAUGGUAAGGAAACUCAAGCUUCAGAUAUAGUGUGAUAUAUAUCGGGAUUGUGUUGGAGUGGAUCAACAUGGAGCUCCGGGCGGCAUCAGCGGACGCGCAGCAGCAGCUGGCCGGUGACAGGACGCAUGAGUCCCGCAUGGACGAGUACCUGCGGUCGCUGGGCUUUUACCGCAAAAAGAUCGCCAAGGAUGGGUCAUGUCUGUUCAGGGCCGUGGCAGAACAGGUGUUGCACUGUCAGGGUUUACACACAAAAGUGCGGGCGGCCUGUGUGAAAUACCUGAGACAGAAGAGAUCUACCUAUGAGCUGUUUAUCGAAGGCAAUUUUGAGAAAUACCUGGAGAAUUUGCAGGAUCCUCAGAGCUGGGUUGGGCAGGUGGAGAUCUCUGCUUUGGCUGAGCUCUAUAAGCAUGAUUUCAUUAUUUUCCAGGAGCCUGAUCAACCACCCGUCAACAUCACAGAGAACGGCUUCGCUGAUAAGGUGCGACUGUGCUUCCUCAAUGGAAACCAUUAUGACAGUGUUUACCCACAAUCUUUUGAGAAAAGUGCUGCUGUAUGUCAGUCGAUCCUGUACGAGCUGCUGUAUGAUCGAGUGUGUGGCGCCGACCGCAGCGUUAUAGGUUCAUGUAUGAAAGGAGGAAGAGGACGAGAUAAACUCGACUCAGAAGAAUGCAAGAGCGGUGAAGAGUCUGACCUGGAGGAAGAUGAGUUCUGGUCUAGUGAAGGCAGAGAAAAAUCGACCAAUGGGAUGAACGUCAGACAGCCGCAGAGGGGUCGUGGGAGGGGCCACUCUCGAGGAAGGGGGCGUGACCUUCUGUCCACUAAGGUGCAAAAGUCCCUAAACCCCUCCCUCUACAGGAACGUGGAGUAUGAUGUGUGGCUCCGUUCUAAGCGAAUUCAGCAGCAGCGAGAUUUCUGCAUAGCCGCAGGAAUGCAGUACUCUAUCGGAGACAAGUGCAAGGUGCAGCUGAGUGGCAGUAAUCGCUUCUAUAACGCUUAUGUUCAGGAAGUCAGUCCUGACAAUGGGCCAGUCACUGUGUUUAUUGAGGAACUCAAAAGACAACAAACCGUGCCGUUGUUGAGUUUGCGUCUCCCAUCUGAAGAGCCGUCAUGGCAGACGGUGUCAGACAAGGGCAAAAGACAUAGUGUACCAAAUAACGGCGCGCAGACGCCCUCUGAGUGGGAGAACAGAGGAAGUCGGAAGCCAAACAAAACCGCACCUCAGUCAGCAUCCAGCGGUCGUGUGCAGAAGCAACACUCUUGGCCUCCGCAGGCCUUCCCAGAUGAGCAGGCGAGUGGAAGAAACAAGUUCAGACGGCCCGAUCAGCGCAGCAGUCCUGUCGGUGUUCUUCCAGAGGAGGAAGAGGAAAGUGUCGUAUUAGAGCUUCUGCACAAAGACGAGCACAACUUCCCCUCACUCGGAACAAGCCCUCAAACGGCCACUGUUGGUGAGGUGAUAAAGAAAGGAGGGGAAAAGAGAGGCUCCCGGAAGAAGGAACAGAAGGAGUGUGUCUCUGAGACAGAAACAUCCCAGAAGCCUGUACAGAGACAGAAGAGCGCCGCUGAAGAAAAACACGGGAUAAGGGCUUCUGAUGAACCAGGGCAGAGACAUUCUCCAACAAUAAAAGAGAAAUUACAAGAGAAACCCAUUCCUGCCUUUUCAUCUCUACCUCCUGCUAUCUUAUCUGUCCCCAAAACAGUCCCAUCUUCAUCUCAGACUGAAUCUACUACUGCCCCUGGUCUUGAUAAGUCUGCUCCUGAGGCAAUUAAAAAGACCCCUAUUCAACCCAAGAGUAGCCCUGCUCGAAACCCUUACAACAGUCAGUUUGCACUGGUGUCCACUUUAGCCCCUUCACAGCCUGUAUCUGUGGCAGCAGCAGUCUCAGUGACCGCCCCUGCUGCUAUUCAAUCUUCCCCUUCAUUGAAACCUACCCAAACCUCUUUGCAAACUGCCCCAGUGCCUACUGCAGUGCUCCCCACAUCUGAACUUAUUCCCCAGCCCAAUCAAGCACCAUCUCAGAUUACAUUGGUUGAAUCUCUGAUCACCCCUGUCCAAUUACCUGCUGCUAUCCCAACUCAAACUACUCUGCCAUCUUGUGGCUCAAUCCCAGAUGCCCCUGUUCAAUCCACCCCAUCCAUCCAAACCGCUUUUAUUUCCACUCCACCCAUCUUACCUGCCUCUGCAAUACCUGUUUCUGUCCAAGCUCCGGUAGCUGCCCCUGUACUAGAUGCCCCAGAACCGCCUUCUACCACCCUUCCCAUUGAUGUAAGCAGUGGUCCAUCAACUGCCCCAAAGACUGUAGAUCCUCAUACCACUAUGACACCAAUCCCCCUUCCCCAUGCUUCUCCUCCCUCCAUCUCCCAUUCCUCUGGUCCCACCCAAGCUCCACUUCCAGACUUACCUCAAUCCUCAUGCAAUGAUUCAGAUCCACAACCCUCUGAAACAUCAGCUAUACCUGCUUCUGGUGUAGCACCUGCUCCUGACAACCCAUCCCAACCCAGACAACUCCCCUAUCCUCAUCUCCAGUGGUCUCAGCUACUUCAGGACCCGGUUUAUCCAGGGUUCCCUCAGAACGAGAAGGGAGAGGUGGAACCACUGCCUCCAUUUUCCCUCUCCCAAAAAGGAGAAGACCUACCACAAGAUAUCAAUGUCCUCAAGUUCUUCUUUAACCUCGGUGUCAAGGCAUACUCUCAGCCGAUGUUUCCUCCAAUCAUUUAUCUGGGUCCACUGAACCAAGCCUAUCGGAUGAACCUUAGAGGGCCUCCUCCUUCCUCUGACUCUUCCGCUAACCCCACACCGACUUCAUGGCAACCAGAAAACCCUUCUCCUCCUCAGAAUUUGAGCUCCAUCCCUGACACCUCAAUGGAGAGCCAUGCUCCUCCCGUUGCACCUGUAGCAGUUAGUAGCGGUCCUGUUGGUCCCAUAGAGGUCGGAGGGUACAAUGAUCAUCCUCCAUCCCUUCCGAUGCAAGUGCCACCAAGACCACCAUUGCCCUGGUCAGCUGCUUCUGGCCCAAGUGCCUAUGCUGGGACGUACCCAGCUGCCCCUCCAGUGCAUUUUUCAUCACCACCCUGUCCACCUCCUGGGAAUCAAAUGUAUCCCCCAUCAUCUGUUGGGUACCACCAUAUGCCGCCUCCACCGAUGCCUCUUGAAGCCUUAAACCAUGGCCCUCAUGGUCGGAUGGAUGUCUCACCAUUUCCUCUCACAUUGGACAGAGGUCAAGAGAAUGGCCAGAGGUCUAUGAACCCCCAGUAUGGGUCCUUGCAGAAGAUCGCUGGCUUUCCAGGAGGCCAACCUCAGUUGAGUGGUGCUGUAGAUAUUCCUGUUUCAAUGGCCACAAUGCAACCUCCACCCUAUGGUGGAGCUUGUGCUGUUGUAGGACAACCUUUUCAGCUUGGCCCACUGCAAGGAGAUAUGGCAGGAUUGACCUCCCUAGCCAAUGGGAGCUUAGGAAGACCGGGGGGAGUCUUUGCAAAGAGCUUCCAUGCAGGACAAUUUGCAGAGGAUCCUUCCCGCCUCAUCCACGCAUAUUCUCCUGAUGACAGUUGGUCCGUUGAAGAGAUGGAGUUUCCCAAUGUCGAUCUCAGAGUUGGCCAGUCCUUCUAUAGCCAGUCCUACAGGGCUGUAGGAAGACGUGGCCAAGAUGACAGAGGAGGAUAUCGAGGCCGGAGCCAACGUGGGCGGAAAGAUUACCCUAGCCGAGGUAGACCGGAUGACCAGUCAUCCUAUAGACAGUAUGGGAGACGAGGUGCAGGGCCAAGGGUCGGGACACCAUAUCAGUGAUGCUGAAAUGCUGGAUAUACACUGCUUUUUGGUUUACAAUGAUGCCAGAUACACAAAAUUUGUUGUUUGAAUUUCUGGGCGGCUUUUGGUACAUGUUGUUGAUUAGUAAUAUAUCCAAUGGUUUUAACUGUUUUUUGUCUUUUUUCCCCCCACAUUCUCGCUUUCACCUGUUUUGAUUUCACAAAUCCCAAGUGAAAAUGUGUUUGCAUAGAUGUUGUAAUAAAAUCUAAUAAAUAAUCUAAUCAAUAUUUUUUUUUCAUGUUGAGCACAGACUGCACUGCCCCUCUACAUGCACACUAAAAGGGAAAAGAUAUUACCCAUUAUAUUGGUUUGCAUGUAUAAAACGUAUCAGAUCUAUGUGAAUCUGAUUAUUAUUGUUUUUCAGAUUACUUUCCAGUCUUUAUUUUUUUAAUUUGUGUGUCAAGAAUGUUCUACAUCUUUUAACAUGGUUUUUUUUUCUAGACCGGUUCUUAGAAGACUGUCCUGAAAAGCUUGUAAACAAUUCAACUUGUGCUUCAAAGUGAAGAGUAUAAUGGCGUUGGCAUCUCACCUGACACAGCAAAGUGCCUUUUUGUCAAGUGUUGCAUGUAUUUUUUGGGAUUUCAACAUAAUUGGUUUUCUUUAUCGUGCACUAUCAACCUCCUCCAGAGGGCUCUGGGAUGUCUGCUGAAUGAACGUUGAUGCCUCUAAAUAAAUUACAUUUCUGAUCCAAAGAUGUUGUUUUAACAUCAAAUAAACAAAUGCCUAAUGAUA